Messenger RNA from Rotaria sordida, 1581 nucleotides. Lineage: Eukaryota; Metazoa; Rotifera; Eurotatoria; Philodinida; Philodinidae. The record is from the annotation of a GenBank genome assembly.
AUGUUUAUAACCAUUGCUCUAAUUUCUAUUUUUAUUUGUCUUAUCGCUCUCUUUUUAUGGACAACUAACAGUCGAUAUGAUUAUUUCAAACGUCAUGGAAUUCCAACGCCACCGCAUCGUUUCUUUUUUGGUCAUUACGAAACAGUAUGGUCUACAAAAUUAUUCUCAAAAUUGAUACAAUCAUGGACUCAGCAAUAUGGUUCAAUCUAUGGAUUGUUCAUAGGUACAACACCAUUGUAUGUUGUUUCAGAUGUUGAUUUUCUUCAAGAAGUUUAUAUCAAACAAUUUUCAUCAUUUCAUUCACGUGCUUUAGCAAAGAUUGUACGUGUAGAAACAGAUGGAAAAAUUGAUCUGUUUCGAGCUGCUGGAGCAAGAUGGCGUCGCCAACGAUAUGUACUCAAUCCAACAUUUUCAUCUGCAAAACUUAAACUAAUGUCUCCAUUAGCGAAUGAAUCUAUCGAAAGAAUGGUGAAAAAGGUAUCCGAAAUAGCAGAUAGUAAAGAUAAGGAAAUCAAUAUUUAUGAAUUAUACAAACGAAUGACUAUGGAUGUCAUUUGUCGAUGUGCAUUUGGUAUUGAUACUGAUAUGCAAAAUGAUCCCAAUAAUCCAUAUUUACAAAAAUCGAUUGAAGUAUUUAAGAGAUUUGAUGAUGACAUCCUUCUGAUUCGAUUAGGCAAUUUAAUGCCUAUUCUUGCUCGUCCUCUACAUGAUAUUUUAUUUUUUAUGCCAGUUGUUUGUAGAAUACUGGGUAAAACAAUGCCCUUCUUGAGUAAUUAUAUUCAGGAACUUCCCGGUUUCUGGUUGAUAAAUCGUGCGCAAGAUGUAGUUGAUCUUCGAAUUAAAUCUUCAUCAAAUAUACAAAAACGUACAGAUUUAUUACAACUUAUGAUCGAUAAUUCGACUACUGAUGAAAUUAUAGAUCAUGCUGAUGAUCGUCUAAUGUCAAAAGUAUUACGAGCAGAUGAAAUAACACCGAAUAUAUUUCUUUUUAUGGCAGCUGGGUUUGAGACAACAUCAACUGCACUUGCUUAUUGUACUUAUGUAUUAGCCACGAAACAAGAAAUUCAAGAUAAACUUGUUGAAGAAAUAAAUCAAAAUAAUUGGGAUAAGAAUGAUGCAGGUGGUAUCUAUGAGGUAGCAAUGAAUUUGUCUUAUUUGGAUAUGUUUGUGCGUGAAGUUCUUCGAAUGUAUCCUGUAACUAGUAGAGCAAUGACACGUGAAUGUAAUGUCACAACAACUGUUUGUGGUCAUAUUGUUGAAAAAGGAAGUAUGAUCCAACCUGAUAUAUUCAGUAUUCAUUAUAAUGCAGAUUUAUGGGGUCCUGAAGAUCCAAAUCUAUUUAUUCCUGAACGACACGCAGUUAAACGUCAUCCUGCUGCUUGGAUUCCCUUUGGUCUUGGCCCAAGAAACUGUAUUGGAAUGAGAUUUGCUCUAAUGGAACUAAAAAUGUGUUUGAUAGAAUUACUUCAAGAAUAUCGAAUAUUGCCCAGUGAUAAAAUUGAAGAAGGAUUCAAGCGACAUGAAACAAUUGUUAUUCAACCCGAUGCGAUAUUUGUCAAACUUGAAAAAGUCUCCCAAUGA